Molecule: messenger RNA, 1666 nt
Organism: Balaenoptera musculus (blue whale)
Lineage: Eukaryota; Metazoa; Chordata; Mammalia; Artiodactyla; Balaenopteridae
Product: 40S ribosomal protein SA-like
Biological process (GO): ribosomal small subunit assembly; cytoplasmic translation
Cellular component (GO): 90S preribosome; ribosome; cytosolic small ribosomal subunit
Molecular function (GO): structural constituent of ribosome
Source: RefSeq, a predicted model, not a curated record
CAUCCUCGGGGUAUAUGAAAUAAACGAGGAACCUAAUGGUUUAGAAACAGUCCGAGGCAGCACUGGCUGGUGAGACCUGGAGUUUCUAUUUGGCUCCGCCACCGACUAGCCCCCUAGACCUCGGGGGCGAAGGAGUUGACGCCGUCGGGCCUCAGUUUCUGUUUUAUAGUAAGGUAUUGAUUCUCUGCUCCGCCCCAUCCCUGGCCCCCAUUCCACUCCCGGAGUGCUGAAAGAAUUAAAAUAGCUGCUUUUGCACCUUUGCCAAAAAUCAGCUGGCUGACUUUUCCGCACCAGCCAGACAGGGGUCCAUACGGCGUUGUUCUGGAUUCCCAUCGUGACUUAAAGGGAAACUUUCACAAUUUCCAGAGCCCUUGAUGUCCUGCAAAUGAAGGAGGAGGAUGUCCUCAAAUUCCUUGCAGUAGGAACCCACUUAGGUGGCACCAACCUUGACUUCCAAAUGGAACAGUACACCUACAGAAGGAAAAGUGAUGACAUCUACAUCAUAAAUCUGAAGAGAACUUGGGGGAAGCUUCUGUUGGCAGCUCAUGCCACUGUUGCCAUUGAAAACCCAGCUGAUGUCAGUAUCACAUCGUCCAGGAAUACUGGCCAGCGAGCUGGGCUGAAGUUUGCUGCUGUCACGGGAGCCACUUCUGUCGCUGGCCACUUCACCCCUGGGACCUUCACUAACCAGACCCAGGCAGCCUUCCGGGAGCCAGGACUUCCGGUGGCUACUGAUCCCAGGGCUGACCACCUGCCUCUCCCAGAGGCCUCUUAUGUUAACCUGUCUACCACUGCUCUGUGUAACGCAGACUCUCCUCUGCGAAAUGUGCACAUUGCCAUCCCACGCAACAACAAGGGAGCUCACUCAGUGGGUCUGAUGUGGUGGAUGCUUGCCCGGGAAGUUCUGCGCAUGCGUGGCACCAUCUCCCGUAAACACCCAUGGGAGGUCAUGCCUCAUCUCUGCUUCUACAGAGAUCCUGAAGAGAUUGAAAAGGACGAGCAGGCAGCAGCUGAGAAGGCUGUGACCAAGGAGGAAUUUCAGGAUGAAUGGACUGCUCCAGCUCCUGAGUUCACUGCUACUCAGCAGGAGGCGGUGGACUGGUCUGAAGGAGUGCAGGUGCCCUCUGUGCCUAUUCAGCAGUUCCCCACUGACUGGAGUGCUCAGCCUGCCACUGAACACUGGUCUGCUCAGGCCGCUGAGUGGGAAGGAACAAGCACCCAGUGGUCUUAAGCAGUUCUUCCACAGACUCUUAAAAUGGAAAUAGGUUGACGGAAAAUAAACAGUUUCUUAAAAAAAAAAAAAAAUCAGCUGGCUGUACUUGUGUGAAUCUAUUUCUAGGUUCUCUAUUCCAUUUUAUUGAUGAUUGUGUCUGUCCCUUGGCAGAUAUCACACUGUCUUGAUAUUGUGUUUACACAGUAAGUCUUAAAAUCAGGUGGUGUGAUUCCAACUUUUUGUUUUUCAAAAUUGCUUUAACUUCUCUCGCCUUGCCAUAUAAAUUUUACAAUAAACUUAUUUACAUCUACAAAACUUCUUGCUGGGAUUUUCAUAGGAAUUGCAUUAAAUUUGGAGAGAAUUGACAUCUAUACUACGUUGAAUAUUCCAAUACGUGGACACGGUAUAUCUCUCCAUUAAUUUAGAUCUUUGAUUAGCAUUUUGUAGUUUUAA